Messenger RNA from Oncorhynchus masou masou (cherry salmon), 11027 nucleotides. Its product is annotated as disco-interacting protein 2 homolog B-A-like. NCBI's taxonomy places the organism in Eukaryota, Metazoa, Chordata, Actinopteri, Salmoniformes, Salmonidae. The record is from RefSeq and is a predicted model, not a curated record. Bases 158 to 5170 code for a protein of 1670 amino acids. The transcript has 39 exons.
GACAGAUUCCUUUGGUGAGUUGUUCAUUGCUCACAGUUAUGGCGGUGUUAGGGAGUCGAAAGGAUGGAGUACUGUCUUGAUUUUUGCUUUUCUCGUUGAUUCAGGAACUUGUCACCACUUUUAAUUUCUUAACAUUCUACGUUUUAUUCCUGCAACGAUGGCGGACCGAGGCGUGGAUAUGUUGGCACUGCCGAAAGAGGUCAAGGACCAAUUGGCGGAGUUGGAUUUGGAACUGUCCGAAGGUGAUAUCACACAGAAGGGAUAUGAGAAGAAAAGGACUAAACUUCUGCUUCCCUUCUUUAUUCAUACACCAGUGGAAGCCCCCCCCCCUGCCUAUGAUGCCCAGGCUCCUGGUCCUAGUAACGCCUCUGGCUCCACCCAUGCCAAUGCUCACACCCAGGCUCCUCCACCCAGCUCCUCUUCCCGCUAUCGUGAUCGUCGCUCUCGGCGACCGCACCGCAGCGGAGGGACCAGGGAUGACCGCUACCGAUCAGAUAUCCACACAGAGGCGGUGCAGGCUGCGUUGGCCAAACACAAGGAGGAGAAAAUGGCACUACCCAUGCCCACCAAACGCCGCUCCACCUACGUUCAGUCGCCCAUCAACAACUGCACCCCACCAGGUAGCGUAGGACUGACUCCUUCAAAUCAGCCUGACUGCUUCUAUUUCCUCAGGAACAGCCUACACUCGUCGUCAAGUUCAGAGGAUGAGGGUGCUCUGUUGAGACAGUCGUCAGUGGGUGCUGGUUUGGGGGCUCCUGCCCCUUCCUCUCUGCUGCAGCCCUCCAGUCUGCAGAGCCCUGACUCCUGGAUCAACCGCUCUGUCCAGGGCUCCUCCACAUCCUCUUCUGCUUCUUCCGCCUCCUCCACACUGUCCCAUGGAGAGAGCAAGCCUCAACCAUCCCAGACCCAAGCCCAGCCCCAGUACAAGCCACAGUACCAGCCCCAGUACCAGCCCCAAUACCAGCCACAGUACCAGCCACAGUACCAGUCACAACUACAGCCACAGUCCCAGCCACAGCAUCCAGCCAUAGCUGACAUGCUGGCUCAAGCACGCAUUGGCCUUUCAGAGAACAGUGGACCCCCCCCAGACGUGUUGGCGGCAGCCCCCCAGGCCAGGGGCUCCUCUCAUGUGGACCGGCCCAACAACCCUCCUGUGGUCCGGGGGAUGAGCCGCGGACAGAGUCGCUCCAGCAUGAUGGAGACAGCCGACGGUGUCCCGGUGAACAGCAGGGUGUCCACUAAGAUCCAGCAGCUGCUCAAUACCUUGAAGAGGCCCAAGAGGCCCCCCCUCAGUGAGUUCUUCGUGGAUGACCAGGAGGAGAUCGUAGAGGUGCCCCAGCCGGACCCCAAUACACCACGGCCAGAGGGCCGUCAGAUCAUCCCAGUGAAGGGGGAGCCCCUGGGGGUGGUCAGUAACUGGCCUCCGGCCCUCCAGGCUGCCCUGGCCCGAUGGGGAGCCACACAGGGCAAGAGCCCAGCCCUCACCGCCCUGGACAUCACUGGCAAAUCCCUGUACACAUUGACCUACGGGAAGCUGUGGAGCCGCAGUGUGAAGCUGGCCUACACCCUCCUCAACAAACUGGGACCCAAGAACGAGCAGGUCCUCAAGCCUGGGGACAGGGUGGCUCUAGUGUACCCAAACAGUGACCCUGGGAUGUUCUGGGUGGCCUUCUAUGGCUGCCUGCUGGCUGAGGUCAUCCCUGUCCCUAUAGAGGUACCUUUGUCUCGCAAGGAUGCAGGCAGUAGUCAGGUGGGCUUCCUGCUUGGCAGUUGUGGUGUAACUCUGGCUCUGACCAGUGAGAUCUGUCUGAAGGGACUCCCCAAGACGCCCACCGGAGAGAUACUACAGUUCAAAGGCUGGCCUCAGCUAAAGUGGGUAGUGACAGAUUCCAAGUACCUCACCAAACCUGGCAAGGACUGGCAGCCCCACAUCCCUACAGCUAACACUGACCCUGCAUACAUAGAGUACAAGGCAAGUAAGGAGGGCACAGUGAUGGGUGUGGCUGUGUCUAAGGUGGCCAUGUUAACCCAUUGCCAAGCACUGACCCAGGCCUGCAACUACUGUGAGGGUGAGACAUUGGUGAACGUUCUGGACUUUAAAAAGGACAUGGGCCUGUGGCAUGGAGUUCUCACGAGUGUAAUGAACAGGAUCCACACUAUCAGUGUGCCCUACGCUGUGAUGAAGGCUUGCCCUCUCUCCUGGGUUCAGAGGGUCCACAUACAUAAAGCGCGCGUUGCCUUGGUGAAGUGUCGUGACCUGCACUGGGCCAUGAUGGCACACAGGGAACAGAGGGACACCAGCCUGGCAUCACUGCGCAUGCUCAUUGUCGCUGAUGGAGCCAACCCCUGGUCGGUGUCGUCCUGCGAUGCCUUCCUCAAUGUGUUCCAGAUCCACGGGCUGAAGCCAGAGGUCAUCUGUCCCUGUGCCACCUCCCCUGAGGCCAUGACAGUGGCCAUCCGCAGGCCGGGGGUGCCGGGGACGCCUCUCCCAGCCAGGGCUAUCCUCUCCAUGGGGGGUCUGAGUCACGGGGUCAUCAGGGUCAACACAGAGGACAAAAACUCUGCCCUCACCGUGCAGGAUGUGGGUCAUGUGAUGCCUGGAGCUCUGAUGUGUAUAGUGAAGCCUGAAGGGCCUCCUCAGCUCUGUAAGACAGAUGAGAUAGGGGAGAUCGUGGUGAACUCUCGUGCAGGAGGCAACAUGUACUAUGGCCUACCAGGAGUCACCAAGAACACCUUUGAGGUGAUUCCUGUCAAUGCUCUUGGUGCUCCUAUUGGAGAGAUCCCUUUUGUGAGAUCUGGACUCCUAGGCUUCGUAGGACCCGGCAGUCUGAUAUUUGUGGUGGGGAAGAACGAAGGCCUGCUGAUGGUGAGUGGGAGGAGACACAACGCUGAUGACUUGGUGGCCACAGCACUGGCCGUGGAGCCUGUCAAGACUGUGUAUCGUGGGAGGAUUGCGGUGUUCUCUGUGACAGUGUUCUAUGAUGAGAGGAUAGUGGUUGUGGCAGAGCAGAGGCCAGAUGCCAGUGAGGAGGACAGCUUCCAGUGGAUGAGCCGAGUACUGCAGGCCAUUGACAGUAUUCACCAGGUGGGUUUGUACUGCCUCGCCCUGGUGCCUGCCAACACAUUACCCAAGACCCACCUGGGAGGGAUCCACAUCUUCGAAACCAAGCAGCACUUCCUGGACGGCAACCUGCACCCCUGUAACAUCCUCAUGUGCCCCCAUACCUGUGUCACCAACCUCCCCAAACCACGGCAGAAACAGCCAGUGGGUGUGGGUCCAGCCUCCAUCAUGGUGGGGAACCUGGUAGCAGGAAAGAGGAUAGCCCAGGCAGCAGGCAGGGAUCUGGGCAUGAUCGAGGACCAGGACCUGAUCAGGAAGCUCCGUAUGUGGCCUACUAUGAUGCACCAGUUCCUGUCCGAGGCUCUACAGUGGAGGGCACAGACUGACCCAGACCACUGUCUCUAUGUGCUGCUCAAUGCAAAGGGGGUAGCGGUAUCCACAGCAACAUGUGUGCAGCUGCAUAAGAGGGCAGAGAAGAUUGCAGCGGCGCUCACAGAAAAAGGCAGCAUCAACACCGGGGACAACGUGGUGCUGCUCUACCCUCCUGGUAUUGACCUGAUAGCCUCCUUCUAUGGCUGUCUGUACGCUGGCUGUGUUCCUGUCACUGUCAGACCUCCUCAUCCACAGAACCUGGCAGCCACACUUCCCACUGUCCGCAUGAUCAUCGACGUCAGUAAAGCUGCCUGUAUCCUUACCACUCAGAACCUCAUGAGGAUCCUACGCUCUAAAGAGGCUGCUGCCACUCUGAACAUUAAAACAUGGCCGACAAUCAUAGACACAGAUGACCUCCCUCGCCAUAGACCCCCCACAAUCUACAAGCCCCCCACGGCAGAGAUGAUCGCCUAUCUGGACUUCAGUGUGUCCACCACGGGUAUGCUCACUGGGGUCAAGAUCUCCCAUUCUGCAGUCAGUGCUCUGUGUCGCUCCAUCAAGCUACAGUGUGAGCUCUACUCCUCACGCCAAAUAGCCAUCUGCCUGGACCCUUAUUGUGGCUUGGGCUUCGUACUGUGGUGCCUCGCAAGUGUGUACUCGGGCCACCAGUCCAUCCUAAUCCCUCCUAUGGAGUUGGAGAGCUGUCUGCCCCUGUGGCUGAGCACCCUGAGCCAGUACCGCAUCAGAGACACCUUCUGCUCCUACUCUGUCAUGGAGCUCUGCACCAAGGGGAUAGGCACGCAGACAGAGAUACUCAAAGCGCGGGGGCUGAAUCUGUCAUGUGUGAGGAGCUGUGUGGUGAUAGCAGAGGAGCGUCCUCGUCUGGCCCUCACCAUGUCAUUCUCCAAGCUGUUUAAGGACCUGGGCCUCUCCCCCCGCGCUGUCAGCACAGCCUUUGGAUCCAGGGUCAACCUGGCCAUUUGCAUGCAGGGAACCACUGGACCGGACCCCUCCACUGUGUAUGUGGACAUGAAGUCCCUCCGCCAUGACAGGGUGAGGCUGGUGGAGAGAGGGGCCCCUCAGAGUCUCCCUUUGAUGGAGUCUGGAAAAAUCUUACCAGGAGUCAGGGUGAUCAUUGUGAACCCAGAGACCAGAGGACCUCUAGGAGAUUCCCAUCUAGGGGAGAUCUGGAUCAACAGCCCUCACAGUGCCAGUGGCUACUAUACCAUCUAUGGAGAGGAGAGCCUGCAGGCCGACCACUUUAACACCAAGCUGAGCUUUGGAGACCCGACGACCCUGUGGGCCAGGACUGGCUACCUGGGCUUCGUCAAGAGGACUGAACUACUGGAUGCCGCUGGGCAUCGUCAUGACGCCCUGUUUGUGGUGGGUUCCCUGGAUGAGACUCUGGAGCUUAGGGGACUGCGCUACCACCCCAUCGACAUCGAGAUAUCUGUGUCCCGGGCUCACCGCAGCAUCGCAGAGAGUGCGGUGUUCACGUGGACCAACCUACUAGUGGUGGUGGCUGAGCUGUGUGGCUCAGAGCAGGAUGCCCUGGACCUGGUGCCCCUGGUCACCAAUGUGGUGCUAGAGGAGCACCAUCUUAUCGUGGGUGUGGUGGUCAUCGUGGACCCAGGGGUCAUACCCAUCAACUCCAGGGGAGAGAAACAGCGCAUGCACCUCCGGGACUCCUUCCUGGCUGACCAACUGGACCCCAUCUACGUGGCAUAUAAUAUGUGAGAGGCCAGGUGGAUGGGCUGGGCAGAUCAUCGUAUGGUGGAAAAGAUUCCGGCUCUUGGAGUGGGGGUUGGGAAGAAAGUAGUUUGGACCAACCUGCUCCAUAGACAGAAAAUGCAUGGUACCACAAUGGGCAGUAGGAGGGGGUUGGCUGCACUUUAUUGCACUGUAUUGACACAGCCCUUUUUGGGGUGCAUGUGGUUCAAAUCUUAGGUCUUUUGCAUUCCAGGUCUGUUGGAUUUCAAGAGGCACUGUUGUGUUUUGAGAUGUACACUGUAUAUAUACACAGUACCAGUCAAAAGUUUGGACACACCUACUUUUUACAAUUUUAUACAUUGUAGAAUAAUAGUGAAGACAUCAAAACUAUGAAAUAACACAUAUGGAAUCAUGUAGUAACCCAAAAAGUGUUAAACAAACCAAAAAUAUAUUUGAGAUUUGAGAUUCUUCAAAGUAGCCACCCUUUGCCUUCAUGACAGCUUUACACACUCCUGGCAGCUUUACACACUCCUGGCAUUAUCUCAACCAGCUUCAUGAGGUUGUCACUUGGAAUGCAUUUCAAUUAACAGGUGUUGCCUUGUUAAUUUGUGGAAUUUCUUUCCUUAAUAGUGCAUUUCAGCCAGUCACUUGUGUUGUGACAAGGUAGGGAUGGUAUACAGAAGAUGGCUCUAUUUGUAAAAGACCAAGUACAUAUUAUGGCAAGAAGAGUAAGUCGCUCUGGAUAAGAGCGUCUGCUAAAUGACUUAAAUGUAAAUGUAAAUGUAAGAGCUCAAUUAAGCAAAGACAAAUGACAUUCCAUCAUUACUUUUUAAGACAUAAAGGUUAGUCAAUACGGAAAAUUGUGCAGUCGCAAAAAACGUCAAGCGCUAUGAUGAAACAGGCUCUCAUGAGUAACCGCCACAGGAAAGGAAGACCCAGAGUUAUCUCUGCUGCAGAGUAUAAGUUCAAUAGAGUUAAUUGCACCUCAGAUUUCAGCACAAAUAAAUGGUUCACAGAGUUCAAGUAACAGACACAUAUCAACAUCAACUGGAGACUGGGUGAAUCAGGACGUCAUGGUCGAAUUGCUGCAAAGAAACCACUACUAAAGGACACCAAUAAUAAGAAGAGACUUGAUUGGGCCAAGAAACACAAGCAAUGGACAUUAGACCGGUGGAAAUGUGUGCUUGGAGAUUUUUGGUUCCAACCACCAUGUCUUUGUGAGACGCAGGGCAGGUGAACGGAGGAUCUCCGCAUGCGUGGUUCCCACCGUGAACUAUGGAGGAGGAGGUGUAAUGGUGUGGGGGUGCUUUGCUGGUGACACUGAUUUAUUUACAAUUCAAAGGACACUUAACCAGCAUGGCUACCACAGCAUUCUGCAGCGAUAAGUCAUCCCAUCUGGUUUGAGCUUAGUGGGACUAUCAUUUGUUUUUCAACAGGACAAUGACCCAACACACCUCCAGGCUGUGCAAAGGCUAUUUGACCAAGAAGGAGAGCGAUUGAGUUCUGCAUCAAAUGACCUGGCCUCCACAAUCACCCGACAUCAACCCAGUUGAGAUAGUUUGGGAUGAGUUGGACCGCAGAGGGAAAGAAACGCAGCCAUCAAGUGCUCAGCAUAUGUGGGAACUCCUUCAAGACGGUUGGAAAAGCAUUCCAGGUGAAGCUGGUUAAGAGAAUACCAUGAGUGUGCAAAGCUGUCAUCAAGGCAAAGGGUGGCUACUUUGAAGAAUCUGAAAUACAAAAUAUAUUUUUAUUUGUUUAACACUUUUUUGGUUACUCCAUGAUUCCAUAUGUGUUAUUUCAUAGUUUGUAUGUCUUCACUAUUAUUCUACAAUGUAGAAAAUAGUAAAAAUAAAGACAAACCCUUGAAUGAGUAGGUGUCUCCAAUCUUUUAUCUGGCACUGUAUAUACACAUACACACACACAAAAGUAUGUGGACACCCCUUCAAAUUAGUGGAUUCAGCUAUUUCAGCCAAACCCGUUGCUGACAGGUGUAUAAAAUUGAGCACACAGCCAGGCAAUCUCCAUAGAGAAACAUUGGCAGUAGAAUGGCCUUACUGAAAAGCUCAGUGACUUUCAACAUGGCACCGUCAGAGGAUGCCACCUUUCCAACAAGUCAGUUUGUCACAUUCGUCAACAGUACGUGCUGUUAUUGUGAAUUGGAAAUGUCUAGGAGCAACAAUGGCUCAGCUGCAAGUGGUUGGCCACACAAGCUCACAGAACAGGACUGCUGAAAUGGGUAGCGCAUAAACAUUGCCUGUCGUCGUUUGCAACACUCACUAUAGAGUUCCAAACUGUCUCUGGAAGUAACAUUGGGACAAGAACUGUUCGUCCGGAGCUUCAUGAAAUAGGUUUCCAUGGCCGAGCAGCCGCACACAAGCCUAAGAUCACCAUGCGCAAUGCCAAGCGGUGGCUGGAGUGGUGUAAAGCUCACCUCCAUUGGAGUCUAGAGCAGUGGAAACUCGUUCUCUGGAGUGAUGAAUCACACUUCACCAUCUGGCAGUCCGACGGACGAUUCUGGGUUUGGCAAAUGCCAGGAGAACGCAAGCUGCCCCAAUGCAUAGUGCCAACUGAAGAGUUUGGUGGAGGAAUAAUGGUUUGGGGCUGUUGUUCAUGGUUCGGGCUCGGCCCCUUAGUUUCAGGGAAGGGAAAUCUUAACGCUACAUCAUACAAUAACAUUCUAGAUGAUUCUAUGCUUCCAAUGUUGUGGUAACAGUUUGGGGAAGACCCUUUCCUGUUUCAGCAUGACAAUACCCCUGUGCACAAAGGCGAGGUCCAUACAGAAAUGAUUUGUGGAGAUUGGUGUGGAAGAACUUGACUGGCCUGCACAGAGCCCUGACCUCAACCCCAUUGAACACCUUUGGGAUAAAUUGGAACACCGACUGUGAGCCAGGCCUAAUCGUCCAACAUCAGUGCCUGACCUCACAAAUGUUCUUGUGGUUGAAUGGAAGCAAGUCCCCGCAGCAAUGUUCCAACAUCUAAUGGAAAGCCUUCCCAUACGAGUGAAGGCUGUUAUAGCAGCAAAAGGGGGACCAACUCCAUAUUAAUGCCCAUGAUUUAGGAAUGAGAUAUAUAUUUAUUUAGUGUUAUAUUUAUAUAUAUCCACCCGGACAGAGUCAGUGUCUACACCAAACACAGCUUUCAACUGGAAGGGAAGAGAAAUCUACUCUUGCCACACCCUCUACGGCCCUCUUGCCCAAUCACACAACACCUCAACAGCCUGACUGGCCCUCUAUUUGCACAGUGUCAGGGAGUAUUAAGGUGCUGAAGUCAAUCUUACCUCUCUCCCCACUCCUCCAAGAUCCAAUCAUCUGGAAGGUAUUGCGAGGGGCCAAAUAGAUGAGGACUUCCUGUCUCUGGGGACAUAAUUUCCUGGGGUUGAGUGAUACAGUAUGUACUAAAGACAUUCAUCUUACUCUAUUCUUACUGGCUUUCCUCCCCAAGCUUUCCAGGUCUUACCCAGUCCUUGUUUUUUUAAAUUGUUUUUUAAAAUUAUUUUUAACUUAUUCUAAAUGCUUGUGCUUGCUUCACCCUGCAGUGACGUAUCUGUGCACUUUGAAGGCAGGGGUUUAUGAAGGAUGUGUAAAGGCAUAUUAUAACACUAAUGAACACACAUUAGAUAGACCAAUCAGAAGCAGUAGAGGAAAUUACGUCAGUCAGUCAUCAUUGGCUGUACUUGCAUCACAGGUUUAUUGCUUGAAAAGGCUAAAUAAGAAAUGGAACACAUUCUCAACUUUCUUGAAUUAAGAUUACUUCUUGCCUUAUAAAACUUUGCCCAUACAUGUUUUGUUUUUGUCCAUUGCUGUUCUUCCAUUUCAUAACUUUGUGUUAUUGGAGUGAUAAUCCUGAUUUGAUAUCCAAAGGGAUGUUUGGAGUAUAACAUGGAGGCCAUUUACUGUACUGUACCCAUCAAGGCCUCUGUAUUUUAGAUAUACUGUAUUUCACUGUAUAGAUAUUAUUUUAAAAUUGUAUGUAUAAAUGUAAAAAAAAAAAAAAAAAUCUAUUUAUCUCUCACCUGAUAGUUUUCUGGAAAGCUAACCUAGUUGUGAACAAAUGGUGGCGACAGAUUAUUGUACAUAAGAUUUUUUUUUAAAUGUAAUGGUAAAGACUAGUGAAUUCAAGAUCUUAACACUGAUCUUGCACGUGUCUAUUUUUGAUUAUCUAAUUAUGCACAUUCCUCAUGUUCAAGGAGCAUAUUAAUUGUGAGGAAUCAUUUUUGAGGAAUCCAAGUUCACUAGGGGUUAGCAGAAAGGAACCAGCUAAUAGUGCCAGGAGUUUUCCCUGGUCAAGUCACAUCAAGCUCGAAGGACCUUGAAAACCACGCCACCAUGAAUAAGGUUGUCAGGGAUUUGUACACAGCCAUAACUCCGGGCCCAACCAGAGAUUAGUUUGAUGUUAUGAACUUGGGGAGAACGAUGAAACCAUUAUAAUGACUAUUUUGUGGCAUAGUAAAGAAAGCUCUUAUUUUUUGUAUGAACCACUGAUCAAUUUGAUUAGACGGAGUGUACUUUUCAGUGAGUGUCCAAAGCUGAGUGAUUGAAGAAUGUGAGCGAGAGAAUUUGGCAAUGCAACAUUUUGCAUAUGAAAAGGACUUUCAGGGCCCCAAUUUGCAAAAGUAGGACUGUCAUAUUUAAUGUAAUUAUACAUUGGCCACUAUCAUAGUGGUCAGGUUUGAAAAUGUAAUCAUAUUCUACUUUAAAUCACUGGAACCUGUUUUUAUUUUCCCCUGUAAACUUCAAUUGCACACCUGAGCCAAUCGUAUUGUUGGAAUCAAGAAGGUAGUAUUUUAUUGAAACCGGAGAACAACAUCCACCUGUUUAGGUUUUAUUAUGUUCCUCUCCUCUCCACACACAAUGUUUAGCACUCGGGGAGAAAAGUUUAUAAUUUACUGUAACCUUUAGAAGUUUUCACGUUAUUAUUAUAUUGUAUGCUCCUUCCUGUCUGUAAGGUUUUAGUGAUCCUCAAAAUAACAUUUUUUUCUCCUUGCAGUGGUGUAGGAGUCCAUGAUGAACUAUUCAUUAUUAUUGUCUAACAUGUCUAUGCGUAAAUAGUUUGUUGUUUUGUUAUUUUCAAUCCCCCUCCAUCUUAAAUGUGUGAAUGGGGUUUGUCUAUAUGUAACAUUCAGUCAUGUUCAACACUACAGCUUAAAAGUUUGCGUUCAAUUUUGUUGUAAAAUAUGAAUAAGAACAUAAUGGGAAGUUUCUGGACCAGAGAUGUGAGUUAAAUAAUUGCCCCCCUUAUGCUGUUCAAUCACAAUGUUUAGAGCGAUGAGAAGUUUACCGUAUGAUUUAACCCUAUCUAUUCCGAAAAACUAUAGCAGUGACAAGUUAUAGCGCCAUAUCCUACAUUUUAAUUAAAGUUCCAAGUUCACCAUGGAAUGUCUGUCUGCAUGACACAGAGACCAAGCACACAUCGGCAUCAGAUUCAAGCACAAAAGGGAUCGUUUUUUUUGGGGGGGGGGGGGGUGGACAUUUCAGGGAACAAUAGUUGGCUACUCUGACAACCGAGUGGAUAAUUCUCCCCAUGUUGUGUAUGUUUUUGCUUGUCAUUACUACUAACUGCAAUUAAUCUACCACUGGGAGGUCAUUAAGGGCUUCCUCUUCUCUCGGCUCUUUCCAAAAUACUUUUUGACACUAUGCAAUCAAUGGCCGUGCAGUUUAACCCCAAUGUUUACACAGCCAGGGGGAAAUUCAUGUUGCUUAUACAUUUUGUAAUAAAUUUACACAAAGAGGACUUCAAUUUGAUGUGUGGUAUUGUACAUAUAGCACUGCACAUAUCUCAUCUGAGUUGUUCAAUCAAUAUUUUGUGUAUGCACUCUUGGUAUGCUGUGUAUAUAAAUUAUUUGGUUAAUAAUAAUCUCAAUUAAAGGCGGGGCUGUUCUUCCUGA